This is a messenger RNA of Piliocolobus tephrosceles (Ugandan red Colobus), 2085 nucleotides long. Its product is annotated as dynein heavy chain 9, axonemal-like. Gene Ontology annotation, molecular function: dynein light intermediate chain binding; dynein intermediate chain binding; minus-end-directed microtubule motor activity. Gene Ontology annotation, cellular component: dynein complex. The record is from RefSeq and is a predicted model, not a curated record. The coding region runs from base 1 to 2085 and encodes 694 amino acids. The transcript is spliced from 14 exons. NCBI's taxonomy places the organism in Eukaryota, Metazoa, Chordata, Mammalia, Primates, Cercopithecidae. Gene Ontology annotation, biological process: microtubule-based movement.
AUGAGUCUGGGUAUCAUGGAAGAGGAAGAUCUGGCCGAGUACUUCCGGCUGCAGUAUGGGGAGCGGCUGCUGCAGAUGCUCCAGUUUCUAGGACUCUGGCUACAAGCUAAAGAAAUGCAGUGUCAUUUCUCCACGUUGCAGAUUCUCCUCAGGAACCGAGAAGUCAAUGCAGCGGAGUUGGAUUUCCUUCUUCGAUCUCCAGUGCAGACAGGCACUGCCAGCCCCGUGGAGUUCCUCUCACAUCAGGCGUGGGGAGCUGUCAAGGUACUUUCAUCAAUGGAAGAAUUCUGUAAUCUGGAUCGGGACAUAGAGGGAUCUGCUAAGAGCUGGAAAAAGUUUGUGGAGUCCGAAUGUCCUGAGAAAGAGAAGCUCCCACAGGAGUGGAAGAACAAGACAGCCCUGCAGCGCCUCUGCGUGAUGAGAGCCAUGCGGCCCGACCGGAUGACCUACGCCAUGCGAGAUUUUGUUGAAGAGAAGUUAGGAAGCAAAUACGUGGUGGGAAGAGCGCUAGAUUUUGCAACCUCAUUUGAAGAAUCGGGACCAGCCAUGCCCAUGUUUUUUAUCCUGUCUCCAGGGGUGGACCCACUGAAGGAUGUAGAAAGUCAAGGAAGAAAACUUGGAUACACCUUCAACAAUCAGAACUUUCACAACGUGUCUUUGGGGCAAGGACAGGAAGUGGUGGCUGAGGCAGCGCUGGACCUCGCUGCCAAGAAAGGUCACUGGGUUAUUUUGCAGAACAUUCACCUGGUGGCCAAGUGGCUCAGCACCCUGGAGAAGAAGCUGGAGGAGCACAGUGAGAACAGCCACCCAGAGUUCAGGGUCUUCAUGAGUGCAGAGCCAGCACCCUCCCCUGAGAGCCACAUCAUCCCCCAGGGCAUCCUGGAGAACUCCAUUAAGAUCACCAAUGAGCCCCCCACGGGCAUGCAUGCCAACCUACACAAGGCCCUGGACAACUUCACUCAGGACACUCUGGAGAUGUGUUCCCGGGAGACGGAGUUUAAGAGCAUCCUCUUUGCUCUUUGUUACUUUCACGCGGUGGUGGCAGAAAGACGGAAAUUUGGGCCCCAGGGAUGGAAUCGCUCGUACCCCUUUAACACUGGAGACCUCACUAUCUCUAUGAACGUCCUCUACAACUUCCUGGAGGCCAACGCAAAGGUCCCCUAUGAUGAUUUACGCUACCUGUUUGGAGAGAUCAUGUAUGGAGGCCAUAUCACAGACGACUGGGACAGAAGGCUCUGCAGAACCUACCUGGAGGAAUUCAUCCGACCAGAAAUGUUAGAAGGAGAACUGUCUUUGGCCCCAGGGUUCCCACUCCCAGGCAACAUGGACUACAAUGGUUAUCAUCAGUACAUCGAUGCUGAGCUGCCCCCAGAAUCCCCCUACCUCUAUGGCCUCCACCCAAAUGCAGAGAUUGGCUUCCUGACCCAAACCUCAGAAAAGCUCUUCCGCACUGUGCUGGAGCUGCAGCCUCGGGACAGCCAGGCCGGAGAUGGAGCGGGGGCCACAAGAGAAGAAAAGGAAGAAGCUCCCAUUGUAGACUAUGGAGUGCGGAAUGAUAGGAGCCAGGCUGAGAGGCAACUGGAGUAUGACGUCACCCUCAGGGGGUACCUGAAGUCUUUCCUCUCCUCACCACCCCCAGCGGGGCCUCCGCUACUGACUCUCCUCCUUUCUCCCCUCGCCAAUGCCCCCGCUCUUUCCUGCACCCCUCCAGCCCAGCUCAAACUUUGGAACAAAUACCGAAUUUCCAACAUUCCAUCGCUAAUAUUCCUCGACGCCACCACCGGGAAGGUUGUGUGCAGGAACGGGCUGCUGGUGAUCCGAGAUGACCCAGAAGGUCUGGAGUUCCCCUGGGGGCCUAAACCCUUCCGGGAAGUCAUCGCAGGGCCCUUGCUUCGAAAUAACGGGCAGUCCCUGGAGAGCAGCAGCCUGGAGGGAUCUCACGUGGGCGUCUACUUCUCCGCACACUGGUGUCCGCCCUGCCGAAGCCUCACCCGGGUCCUGGUGGAGUCCUACCGGAAGAUCAAGGAGGCCGGCCAGAGCUUCGAGAUCAUCUUUGUUAGUGCAGACAGGUCAGUCGUGCCGUGA